AUGGAUUUGUUUCAAUCAGAAAGCCAAAAACAGCCACCCAAACGCAGCAAGAAACGGCUCACCCAAGAGCAGGUGAGGCUUUUGGAGAGUAGCUUCAACAAUGAGAAGAAGCUGGAGCCAGAGAUAAAGAUGCAACUUGCACGGGAUCUAGGUCUGCAUCCAAGGCAGGUUGCAAUCUGGUACCAGAACAAGCGAGCUCGGUGGAAGACCCAGACCCUUGAGCUGGACUACAAGGCACUUCAGUUAAAGUUGGAAAACGCCUUAGCUGAUAAGAGGAGGCUCGAGAGGGAGAUGGCAAAGCUCAGAGAAGAGUUAGAAAAGGUUCAGGGGAUGCUUCUGGGAGGAUCAAAUUCCACUCCGCCUGCUCUCACUUCUAUUUCAAAUUCUUGUGAUGAGGAUGGCACAUCUAGCUUGCCCAGUAAUUCUUAUUGGGAGAAAUCGGGGGCAUUGCAGGUGGAGGAGCUCUAUGCUUGCCUGAUGGGAGGUGAUGCUCAGUCUUCAAAGUUGAAAUGGUCAUGA
Molecule: messenger RNA, 519 nt
Organism: Nelumbo nucifera (sacred lotus)
Lineage: Eukaryota; Viridiplantae; Streptophyta; Magnoliopsida; Proteales; Nelumbonaceae
Product: homeobox-leucine zipper protein ATHB-52-like
Biological process (GO): positive regulation of DNA-templated transcription
Cellular component (GO): nucleus
Molecular function (GO): sequence-specific DNA binding; DNA-binding transcription factor activity, RNA polymerase II-specific
Source: RefSeq, a predicted model, not a curated record